Molecule: messenger RNA, 1589 nt
Organism: Tupaia belangeri chinensis (Chinese tree shrew)
Lineage: Eukaryota; Metazoa; Chordata; Mammalia; Scandentia; Tupaiidae
Gene: EXOSC9
Product: exosome component 9
Exons: 12
Coding region: 94-1410 (438 amino acids)
Biological process (GO): exonucleolytic trimming to generate mature 3'-end of 5.8S rRNA from tricistronic rRNA transcript (SSU-rRNA, 5.8S rRNA, LSU-rRNA); nuclear polyadenylation-dependent rRNA catabolic process; U5 snRNA 3'-end processing
Cellular component (GO): nuclear exosome (RNase complex); cytoplasmic exosome (RNase complex)
Molecular function (GO): mRNA 3'-UTR AU-rich region binding
Source: RefSeq, a predicted model, not a curated record
UCCGGCGUCACCUAGUGGGCAGCUUAAACGCGAGGAAAUCGGUUUCCUUUUCCUGGCAGAUUCUAGGGCCGGAGGGGCAGGUGCGCCAACACCAUGAAGGAAACCCCACUCUCGAACUGCGAGCGCCGCUUCUUGCUUCGUGCGAUCGAGGAGAAGAAGCGGCUGGAUGGCAGACAAACCUAUGAUUAUAGGAACGUCAAGAUCUCGUUUGGUACAGAUUAUGGGUGCUGUAUUGUGGAACUUGGGAAGACAAGAGUCCUUGGACAGGUUUCCUGUGAACUUGUUUCUCCAAAACUCAACAGGGCAACAGAAGGUAUUCUUUUUUUUAACCUCGAACUGUCUCAGAUGGCUGCUCCAGCUUUUGAACCUGGCAGGCAGUCAGAUCUCCUGGUGAAACUGAAUCGACUCUUGGAAAGAUGUCUGAGAAAUUCGAAGUGUAUAGACACUGAAUCUCUCUGUGUUGUUGCUGGUGAGAAGGUUUGGCAAAUACGUGUAGAUCUCCAUUUAUUAAAUCAUGAUGGAAAUAUUAUUGAUGCUGCCAGCAUUGCUGCAAUCGUGGCCUUAUGUCACUUCCGAAGACCGGAUGUCUCUGUCCAGGGAGAUGAAGUAACACUGUAUACACCCGAGGAGCGAGAUCCCGUACCAUUGAGUAUACACCACAUGCCUAUUUGUGUCAGUUUUGCCUUCUUCCAGCAAGGAACAUAUUUAUUAGUGGAUCCCAAUGAACGAGAAGAACGUGUGAUGGAUGGCCUGCUGGUGAUCGCCAUGAACAAGCAUCGGGAGAUUUGUACCAUCCAGUCCAGUGGUGGGAUAAUGCUACUGAAAGAUCAGGUUUUGAGAUGCAGUAAAAUAGCUGGCGUGAAAGUAGCAGAAAUCACGGAGCUAAUCCAGAAAGCUUUGGAGAAUGACCAGAAAGUUCGGAAAGAAGGUGGAAAGUUUGGCUUCGCAGAGUCUAUAGCAAAUCAAAGGAUAACAGCAUUUAAAAUGGAAAAGGCCCCUAUCGACACCUCCGAUGUAGAGGAGAAAGCAGAAGGAAUCAUUGCUGAAGCUGAACCUCCAGCAGAAGUUGUCUCAAAACCUGUGUUAUGGACUCCUGGCACUGCUCAAAUUGGAGAGGGAAUUGAAAACUCCUGGGGCAAUCUUGAAGACUCUGAGAAGGAAGAAGAGGAAGGUGGUGAUGAUGAAGCUAUCAUUCUCGAUAGUAUAAAAAUGGAAACUGGAGAAGUCUCUGAUAUUGGAAACCAAGAUGCUCCUAUAGUACUCUCAGAUAGUGAAGAAGAGGAAAUGAUCAUUUUGGAACCGGACAAGAAUCCAAAAAAAAUAAGAACACAGACCGUCAAUACAAAACAAGAAAAAGCACCAAGUAAAAAGCCAGUGAAAAAGAGAAAAAAGAAGAGAGCUGCUAAUUAAAGCUAACAGUUGCAUAUAACUAUUAAAAGGAUAUUUAUUCAGUGCUAACAAUCCUGGGUAUUUUUUUAUUCACAAAUCCAUUAUAAAAUCUAGUGUAUUUUCAUAUAUAGUCUUUUUUUAUUUUUUAUUUUUUUGCCUUUUUUACAUUAUGUUUUAAAAUAAACUUCUGGAGAACUUAA